Aspergillus campestris IBT 28561 is the source of this 441-nucleotide messenger RNA. RefSeq lists its product as uncharacterized. The transcript has a single exon. The record is from RefSeq and is a predicted model, not a curated record. Lineage: Eukaryota; Fungi; Ascomycota; Eurotiomycetes; Eurotiales; Aspergillaceae. The coding region runs from base 77 to 424 and encodes 115 amino acids.
CCUUCCCACCUUGAUACGAAAGAUAUAUAUCCUCGGCAACCCACCCUCCCCUCUUCAUACCCAAGAAACCACCAAAAUGAAACUCACAACCACCUCCAUCCUAACCCUCCUCCCCCACCUCGCCGCCUGCAUCUGCAAAGACACCGAAGUCGGCAUCGGCUACAUCAACUACGACAACAAAGCAGAUCGCAAAGGCGCCCUCAUCGCCAACGACUGCAACGUCAUCAACCAUACAAACAAAGAUAACUACUGCUACGGAUGGGGCGAAACAUACCAAGUGCACUGCGACGAAGAUCACCGGAAUGCCCAGUCAGUGACGAUCAAGAAGCAGGGCCGGAUUGAUGAGUAUCAGUGUGGAGAUUAUGUGACGGGAGAACAGUGUGAUGGGGGUGUUGUGGUGGGGAAGUGCUGCGCGUUGGUGUGAGUUUAGGAGGGAUUUGU